This is a messenger RNA of Mytilus californianus (California mussel), 1061 nucleotides long. Its product is annotated as kielin/chordin-like protein. Gene Ontology annotation, molecular function: protein binding. The record is from RefSeq and is a predicted model, not a curated record. Gene Ontology annotation, cellular component: AMPA glutamate receptor complex. The transcript is spliced from 4 exons. The coding region runs from base 106 to 1038 and encodes 310 amino acids. Lineage: Eukaryota; Metazoa; Mollusca; Bivalvia; Mytilida; Mytilidae. Gene Ontology annotation, biological process: negative regulation of BMP signaling pathway.
CACAAAGAUAAUAUCAAGAGAACUUUACUGUGGAUCACGUUCAACUGAUAAGACUUAACGUACUCCAAAAAUACAUAGACGAACAUCGAAACCUAUCGAGAGAACAUGAUGAACUUCCUAUUACUCAGUGUCCUUAUUCUUCCACUUGUUGAUUGUGUCGAUCCUUUACCGUCCAUAUCCGUAGUGUCUGGAUGCAGUAAGGAUGGUAAAUUGUACAAAGAAGGCGAAUCUUUCCAGCCCACACCGUGCGAGCAUUGCUUCUGUAAUGGAGGCAAAGUAUUAUGUGCGAUUACAGACUGUUUCAUGCCAAUGUGCGUGGACGCUGUUCGUGAUCCCACAAAAUGUUGCUCUGUUUGUCCACAUGGUAGAAAUUGCUACGCAGGAAACACAAUAAUCCAGGCAGGAAAAUCUGUAGAAAUAAAUGAUCAUACUACAUGCAGCUGUCCGACCAGAUUUGGAUUUGGAAUGACAGCACUGAGAGCUGUGUGUGCAACUAGGGUCGAUAGUGUAACUGUUAAAGUUAGAAGUUUAACUGUGGAUCAAAUCCAACUGAUAAGAUUAUACGUACUCCACAAUUACAUAACAUCGGAACCUAUCGAGAACAUGCUGAACUUCCUGUCGUUCAGUGUCCUUAUUCUUCCACUUGUUUAUGCUGUUGAUCCUUUACCGUCCAUUAGUGUAGUGUCUGGAUGCAGUAAGGAUGGUAAACUUUACAAAGAAGGCGCAUCUUUCCAGCCAACACCGUGUGAGCAUUGCUUUUGUAAUGGAGGCAAAGUAAUAUGCGCGAUUGCAGACUGUUUCAUGCCAAUGUGCGUGGACGCUGUACAUGAUCCCACAAAAUGUUGCUCUGUUUGUCCAAAUGGUAGAAAUUGCUACGCAGGAAACACAGUUAUCCAGGGAGAUAAGCCUGUGGAAAUAAAUGAUCAUACUACAUGUCACUGUCCGACCAGAUUUGGAUUUGGAAUGACCGCUUUGAGAGCUGUGUGUGUAAUCAAGGUCAACAGUGUGACUACUAAAGUUGUAAAAGUUGUAAACUGAUUAAAAUAACUGAGCUUUAUCAA